AUGCCAUGCUUUCACAUGUGCGCCUCUUCCGCGCCAAUCGACACAUGUCAGCCUUCCCACUCCUCCCUCGCGAGAUCCAGAUUGCAUGCAUCCCCGGCACAAACCUUGCGGGCACCAAGCAUGUGUCUCCGGUCCUCAAAGCUAAUGCUGCUGCUGCUGCAUGCCAUUGACGCCUCUGUCCCACAUGGGCGUGGGAAGAGUUUACGAGUGCCGCGCCCAGCCUGCCAGGCCUUUGGGACGAUGGCAUCUCAAGCCCAUAAGCUCCCCCGGAAAACUGGGGGGCCGUGGUAUGACAGGUGGGAUGCCAUGACGCUGGCUUUGUGUCCCAGCUUGUUCUUGUGUUCUUGA
Molecule: messenger RNA, 348 nt
Organism: Cladophialophora immunda
Lineage: Eukaryota; Fungi; Ascomycota; Eurotiomycetes; Chaetothyriales; Herpotrichiellaceae
Exons: 1
Coding region: 1-348 (115 amino acids)
Source: RefSeq, a predicted model, not a curated record